Zeugodacus cucurbitae (melon fly) is the source of this 1004-nucleotide messenger RNA. Its product is annotated as farnesol dehydrogenase-like. The coding region runs from base 166 to 912 and encodes 248 amino acids. NCBI's taxonomy places the organism in Eukaryota, Metazoa, Arthropoda, Insecta, Diptera, Tephritidae. The transcript is spliced from 3 exons. The record is from RefSeq and is a predicted model, not a curated record.
CUUUUGUUGUGAGCAUUUGCUUGACCAGCCGACUUUUUUCUGGUUUGUUGCGGAAGGUAUAAAAUACCUAAUAGUUACUAUGUAUAAUCCAGUUAGUUUAACGCAACGCACUAUCCACACAUAACAGCUUUAGUGCGAAGAGGGGCUCUAAAAAUACACAGAGAAAUGGAACGUUGGUUGAAUCGUGUUGCUGUGGUCACUGGCGCUAGUUCCGGCAUUGGUGCGGCUGUUGUAAAAUAUCUCGCUAAUAACGGUAUGGUGACAGUCGGCUUGGCACGACGCAAAGAACGUGUCGAAGGUCUGCGUGAUGAAGUGAAAGAUGAGGCUAAAGCACGCAUACAUGCAAUUAAAUGUGAUGUCACAAAUGAAACAGAAGUUAUCGCCGUCUUCAAAGAGAUCGAGAGCAAUUAUGGGCCAAUUGCAGUGCUAGUAAAUAAUGCGGGUGUGGUGCGUUUCAGCGAUAUGGUGAAAGAAGGCAACUCACAAGAUUUACGCGAUGUGCUCGAUACAAAUGUUUACGGUAUUGUUUGGAGCACACGAGAGGCCUUCCGCUCGAUGAAGGCCAAUGGUGGUGAUGGUCAUGUCUUCGUCAUGAAUAGUUUAGCCGGACAUAUGGUGCCGAUCAUACCGAAUUUCUCCUUGAAUAUGUAUCCGGCCUCAAAGCAUGCAGUGACCGCUUUGACGGAGAUCUAUCGUCAGGAAUUCUUUAACAAUAAAACAAAAGUUAAGAUUACCAGCCUUAGUCCUGGUGCUGUGGUAACCGAGCUUGCCGGUGCUGCGGCAACUGUGACACCGGAUGCCGCCGUUUUGACACCCGAGAAUAUCGCCGAUGCGUUAAUCUAUUGUCUGCAGACGCCACCAAAUGUGCAGAUACACGAACUAACUAUAAGACCCGUCGGUGAAAGAUUCUAAGAUUCCUCGUGUUGGAACACUAAUAAACAUGCUAUGUGAUUGUUAUAAAUAAAAUUAUAAAAUAAACAAACAAACGUGAAAGGUAUUAAUAA